Chenopodium quinoa (quinoa) is the source of this 1428-nucleotide messenger RNA. RefSeq names its product basic form of pathogenesis-related protein 1-like. The transcript has a single exon. NCBI's taxonomy places the organism in Eukaryota, Viridiplantae, Streptophyta, Magnoliopsida, Caryophyllales, Amaranthaceae. Gene Ontology annotation, cellular component: extracellular region. The annotation marks the transcript as partial. The record is from RefSeq and is a predicted model, not a curated record.
CCCAAAAAAAAAAAUUCACUCAAAAACCUUGCAACCUUUACAUGCUUCGUCAUAGCUAUCCUAGCCUUUGCGCAAUUAUGUAACGCGCAAAAUUCACCACAAGACUAUGUUGAUGCCCACAAUGCAGCUAGGGCUGCCGUGGGUGUUGGUAACAUACAGUGGACCGAUGACCAAGUGGCGGCUUACGCCCAACAAUAUGCUAACCAACGAAUCAAUGAUUGUGCUUUGCAGCAUUCUCAAGGGCAAUACGGAGAGAAUCUUGCAGGAGGUAGUGGCGAAUUAAGUGGCACGGAUGCAGUACAAAUGUGGGUGAAUGAGAAGGCCAAUUACGACUAUAAUUCAAAUUCAUGUGUUGGCGGGGAUUGUUUGCACUAUACUCAAGUGGUUUGGCGUAACUCGGUUCGUCUUGGAUGUGCUAGGGUUCAAUGUAACAAUGGAGGGUAUUUCAUUGGUUGCAACUAUGAUCCACCAGGCAAUUACCAAGGCGGAAGACCUUACUAAUCUUUUUGAGAAAAAUGACAACUCAUCCUCUAAGAGAGUCUUGGAACUACUAAAAAAUCUACCUCGUAUUCUACUAUUUGUUUAAAGUAUAGUUUGUGUCAGCUCACUAGAGCAUUUAGUGAUAUUCACUACUUGAUAAGGUAUGUGGUUACAAUGUAUCUUAUAAACCUAUGUAUGCAUGAGAGGAGCAAAUGAAUAAAGUGUAACUUGUUUUCAAUUAUCAUAUACACAAGCUAUUGUAUCACUUUGGGGUAACUUUAUUACGGAGUAUAUGUAUCAUGUGAUGUGGAUGGUGGAUCAUAUUAGCACUCUAUAACUUAAAAUUAGAAAAAGGAAAAUUUAGGCUGGGGUCGAAGGGGUAAAAUUAAGCAACUACUUAGUGUGUCGAUUUAGGUUGGGCAAGGUCCGGACUGAAAAUGCUUGCCCAAAACUUGUAAAAAUGGAUUGUACUUAACGGAUAUUUUCGUGUUUUCUCGGCCAGGCUAAAAAAAAAAAAAAUUAACAAAAAUUCUUAAAAUAGCUUGUUGUCCUGUCCAAAAAAAUAAUAAUUUCGGACUUAUGUCCAAAACCAGCCCAAAAUUGGGUCGGGCUAACGGGUUGGGCCGAGCCCAUAUUGAUCACUUCUAAAGGUUACAAUUCAAAUGUGGGUUGCUUUUUCAAACGUUACCCUCAUAUUUGAUUCCUUUUUUUCUUACAAUCAGCCAGACCAAUCAAUUUUGUUGGUUUUUGCUCCAAAUUGAUCAUUAAUUCUUCUUCAAUUUGGAUUCUUCCGAUUAACAAAUCCUAAAUUUUUAUUAGGUUAAAGAAGAAUAUUAUUAUCUCAUACAAAUCUAAAGGUUUCAUCUUAAAACCAAUUUACGGCGACAUAAAUACGUAAAGUCGUACCUACAUAGCCCACUUGACUUACAUGUUAUAUAUAUCCAUCCU